AAUAAAUAAAUUUAAAAAAAGAUUAAAAGAUGGGUUCUUGUUGCUCAACUGACGAAGACAAAGGAAAUAUAGACAUCAGCAGAAAAAAUCAAGAAAAGAAGAAGCCAACAAAUGUUGCAGGAACUGUUGAUAAUAACCCAAAACCUCAACCAACUACAUUUAAAGAAGAGACAAGGCAAGAAGACAUUACUAAUUACGCCAAUGAUAAGGUCAAGCAGAUCAGGAGAGAGCACGGAGAUUUCCAUUACAACCAGGCCGUCCAGUCUGGCCUCGAAGAUAGACCUCUCGUCACUCUCGACUCCGGAGCCAAGUAUGUCGGCCAGUGGAACAAAGAGAAAAAUACCAGACAAGGCAAGGGAAUCCAGGUCUGGGCAGACGGCUCCAUGUACGAAGGAUACUGGAACGACGACAAAGCCAAUGGCCAAGGCAGACUCAUCCAUGCUGAUGGAGAUGUCUACGAAGGAGAGUGGCUAGACGACAAGGCUCAUGGCAAAGGAGUCUACAGACAUACCGACGGCGCUAAAUACGACGGAGAGUGGCAAGAAGAUAAACAGCAUGGACAUGGAAUCGAGACUUGGCCAGAUGGAGCCAAGUACGAAGGAGAGUACCAGGACGGAAAGAAAGAUGGAGCAGGAACUUUCUUCUGGGCAGACAAGUCUAAGUACACUGGCCAAUUCUGCGAUAAUAACAUCCAUGGAGAAGGAACCUACGAGUGGGCCGAUGGAAGGAAGUAUGAUGGACAAUGGGCAAAUAAUAAAAUGCAUGGAAGUGGAACUUUCACCUGGAAAGAUGGAAGACAAUAUGAAGGUGAGUACAAAGACGACAAGAAGCAGGGACACGGCACCUUCACCUGGCCAGACGGCAGAAAGUACGUCGGAGAGUGGCACCUAGGUAAACAACACGGAAUCGGAAUCUAUACCACCUCCAAAGGAGAAGAGAAAAAGGGAGAGUGGAAAGAUGGCAAAAGAAUCAGAUGGUUAAACAAAGAAGAGUCUUAAUUCAGUCAUAACACUUCUAAUCGCUCA
Molecule: messenger RNA, 1025 nt
Organism: Moneuplotes crassus
Lineage: Eukaryota; Ciliophora; Spirotrichea; Euplotida; Euplotidae
Source: the annotation of a GenBank genome assembly